UCCAUUCCGGCUCCGGAGGGUCUAGGAGCCUCGGGCAGCCGCGCCGGCAGGCAGGCAGGGAUCCGCUCCCCGCCAUCGCGUAGCAACGCGGCGCCGCAGCCCGCCCGCAUCCCGCAUCUCGCAUCCCUCCCGCGGCCAUGGCCGGGCUGCGCUGGGCCGCCCCGUGCGCGGCCCUGGCCGUGCUUUUGGCAGUCUGGAGCCUGCCCCGAGGAGGCAGCGCCGAGAGGCUCUUCCUCAACGAGUGGGCGGCGGAGAUCCCUGCCGGUCCCGACGCGGCCAGAGCCAUUGCGGAGGAGCUGGACUACGACCUCGUGGGGCAGAUUGGAUCCCUCAAAAACCACUAUCUAUUCAGACAUAAAAGCCAUCCCAGACGGUCCCGAAGAAGUGCCAUUCAUAUCACUAAGAGACUUUCUGAUGAUGAGCGAGUGUCAUGGGCAGAGCAGCAAUAUGAAAAGAAGCGAACUAAGCGUGCCACUGUGAGAGACUCCGCAGAAAGUCUUUUCAAUGAUCCUAUGUGGAAUCAGCAGUGGUAUCUGCAAGAUACAAGAAUAAAUCCAUCCCUGCCCAAGCUGGAUCUUCAUGUUAUUCCUGUGUGGCAAAAAGGGAUUACAGGCAAGGGAGUUGUUAUCACAGUACUGGACGAUGGCUUGGAGUGGAAUCACACUGACAUCUAUGCCAACUAU
Messenger RNA from Myiozetetes cayanensis, 683 nucleotides. Its product is annotated as neuroendocrine convertase 1-like. Gene Ontology annotation, cellular component: trans-Golgi network; Golgi membrane. The annotation marks the transcript as partial. The record is from RefSeq and is a predicted model, not a curated record. NCBI's taxonomy places the organism in Eukaryota, Metazoa, Chordata, Aves, Passeriformes, Tyrannidae. The transcript has 4 exons. Gene Ontology annotation, biological process: protein processing. Gene Ontology annotation, molecular function: serine-type endopeptidase activity.